Molecule: messenger RNA, 4263 nt
Organism: Anarrhichthys ocellatus (wolf-eel)
Lineage: Eukaryota; Metazoa; Chordata; Actinopteri; Perciformes; Anarhichadidae
Gene: itga1
Product: integrin, alpha 1
Exons: 30
Coding region: 295-3849 (1184 amino acids)
Biological process (GO): cell adhesion mediated by integrin; cell-cell adhesion; integrin-mediated signaling pathway
Cellular component (GO): integrin complex; external side of plasma membrane
Molecular function (GO): integrin binding
Source: RefSeq, a predicted model, not a curated record
CCUUCCUCCUCCUCCUCAUUCUUCCUCCUCCCUGUUUCUGUCCGUCCCGCUCUGCUCAGCAGAGGCGACGCGCAAUGGAACAGAGCUCAUCCCGAGUGGCGGAGUCAGUCUGAAACGGGACGUCAGACAGUUCAACUGUGGAUGCUGCAGCACAGGAAAUGCCGUUUGUUUCUCUUGUUAGCCAUUGAGCGAUUUGACUUCUCCGGGGAUCUCCUGUUUAUCUGACCACCGGGCGUGAGAGGCAGAAAAGUCCGUGGAAUAAGUGAAGCUGCGGGACAUCUCUAGUGCGCCGGGAUGCUCGGGAUGAGUCAUUUCACUUUGACAACAGCGGCAGUUGUUGUGCUGCUGCCGUGUGUGCUGUCCUUCAACGUGGACCAGAAAAAUGGCUUGUCAUUCAGUGGUCCACUGGAGGACAUGUUUGGCUACACUGUCCAGCAGUUUGAGAACAGCGAGGGGAAAUGGGUUCUGAUUGGAUCGCCGCUGUCGGGCCAACCAUCCAAACGGACAGGAGAUGUCUACAAGUGUCCUGUGGGGAGGGGGGACAACACGUGUGUCAAACUGGAUCUGCCUAAAAACACAACGGUUCCCAACUUACAUGAAGUCAAGGAGAACAUGACCAUGGGAACCACGCUGGUGACCAAUCCCAACGGGGGAUUUCUGGCCUGUGGUCCUCAGUAUGGCUACAUGUGCGGCCGGCAGCAGUACAUCUCAGGAGUGUGUGCGAAUGUCAGCGAAUCCUUCCAGAUCCUCAACUCUGUGGCACCGGCCGUGCAAGACUGUGCGAAAGAGCUGGACAUUGUGAUCGUUCUGGAUGGAUCUAACAGUAUCUACCCCUGGAAAAGUAUCAUCGAGUUUCUGCGACGUUUCAUCGAGAACAUUGAGAUCGGACCUAAACUCUCACAGGUGGGGAUAGUGUCCUAUGGUGAGACUGUGACUCACCGCGUCAACCUGAGCCAGUUCGACAACACUCAUAAUCUGCUGGAAUUUGUUAAAGAACUUCCUCAGCAGACCGGCUUCAAGACCAUGACUUUCAUGGGCAUCGAUACUGCCAGGAAAGAGGCCUUCAUGCCGGAGCGCGGUGCACGACCUGGGGUGAAGAAAGUCAUGGUGAUUGUGACUGACGGAGAGUCACAUGACUCCCACAAUCUGGGCAAGGUCAUGGGAGACUGCGACGACGAUGACAUCGAGAGGUUUGGCAUUGCUGUUUUAGGAGACUACAAUCGUCAGAACAAAAGUGCAGAAGAAGUGCAGAAGUUCAUUAAGGAGAUUGCGUCCAUCUCCAGUAAGCCGUUGGCAGACCACUUCUUCAACGUGUCCGACGAGGUGGCCUUGUUGACCAUUGUGGACGCUUUGGGAAGCAAGAUUUUUGCUUUGGAAGCUACAACCGGCAAUUUCACCUCCUCCUUUGAGAUGGAGAUGUCCCAAGCUGGGUUCAGUGCACAUUCUUCCAAAGACGGCCUGAUGCUGGGAGCAGUGGGAGCGUUUGACUGGAACGGGACAGUGGUCAUGCAUACUGCUGGAGGAACGAUCAUUCCGGGGAAGACCGAGUUCUACGACCCAGAGACUGAGGCCGGGUACGAAGGACUCGCUGGGUACCUCGGCUAUGAUGUUCAGUCAGCCUCCACCCCUGAUGGAGUGCUGUACAUCACAGGGGCACCGCGGUACAACCACACAGGCCGGGUUGUUAUCUAUCGUCUGAAUGAAAAGAACAACAUCAUCGUCUCACAGAUACUGAAAGGACAACAGAUUGGUUCCUACUUUGGCAGCGUCCUGCAGACUGUCGACGUGGAUGGAGAUUCCUACACGGAUCUCCUCUUGGUCGGAGCUCCAAUGUAUAUGGGCACGGAAAGAGACGAGCAGGGACAAGUCUACGUCUACAAACUCGACCAGGACGGCCAGUUUAAGCACGAGUUCACUUUAAAGCCUGUCAAUCAGUCCUGUUGUACUUCCCACUCUGCCAGCUGCACCAAUAAGAAUGAACCAUGCGGUGCCCGCUUUGGUACGGCCAUUGCUGCAGUAUCAGACCUCAACCUGGACGGGUUUAACGACGUGGCCAUCGGUGCACCUUUUGAGAACGACCACCGAGGGGCCGUCUACAUCUAUCAUGGAGAUAAGACGUCACUGAAAGAGAAAUUCGUACAGCAUAUCCCUGCAGGUGGGGACGGUAAAAAGGUGAAAUUCUUUGGUCAGUCCAUACACGGAGUCAUGGAUCUUAAUGGCGAUGGAAUCACUGAUGUUACCAUAGGAGGUCUGGGAGGGGCUUCACUAUUCUGGUCCAGAGAUGUUGCAGAGCUCCGUGCCAACAUGACUUUUGACCCUGUUAAAAUCAACCUGCAGCAGACUCAUUAUCAGUGUGAGCGUGGCACAUGCAAAUCUGUGUGUGUGACGACGGAGGUGUGUUUUGUCUACGGCAUCAAAUCUGACAAGCAGGACUUAAACGCUACUGCUGACAUCCGCUACGAUCUGUUUUUGGACGCUCUGCGUCCGAAAGCCAGGGCUUCAUUUAUUGACUCGGAAGAUAAAAGUGAUCGCAGGAUUACCAGGAACCUCACCAUCAAAGACAAAGAGAGAAAAUGUGUGAACGAAACCUUCAUCAUGUCGGCCCGGCUGGACUUCCGAGACCCUCUCAUGGUGUCUUUGGAGUUUGGACUUGCUGAUGAAGACCAAGGCCCCGUUCUGGAUGAAAACCUUCCCAGAUCCAUCAAUAAGACAAUUCCUCUAGUUGACUGUGGAAGCGAUGAGAAGUGCAUUGCUGACCUCUCUCUCAAAGCAGAGCCUAGUGUCAAAAGAAUGGUGAUCAAAGCCAACAAAGACAAGAUUGAUGUGAACAUCAACAUUAGAAACAGCAAGGACAAUGCGUACAACACUAAAGUUAUCCUCAGCUUCACACCGAACAUCAACUAUGUUAAAGUAGAGACAGAGAAAGAAUGCACUCUGAAUCACACAAAUGUGGAGUGUGCUGUUGGAUACCCCUUCUUGGGAAGUAAUGUAGAGGAAAACUUCAAAGUGAAAUUUGAGGUAAAUCCCAAACAUAUCCAGGAGGUAAUUCAGAUCAAUGUGACAGCUACAAGUGACAGUGAAGAGCUGGCUUCAACAAUGCAUGACAACACGGUGCAAAUCUCCAUCCCUGUGAAAUAUGAAGCUGGCCUGAUAUUCUCCGUGCGGCCUGGGGAUGAACACAUCAUUGUAAAAGAGGGUGAACAGUAUUCUACUGUAUUCAAUGACACCAGCGUGAUCGGAGAGGAGGUCAACAUCAGCUACACGGUGGAGAAGUCAAGUGAUAUGGUGUCUCCACCAGUCGAGCUUACAGUGAUGUAUCCUCGCCUGUCUCCUCGGCAGAACAACUUACUGUACCUGACACACGUCACCACCAGCCCACAGGUGAAAUGUGACGCAGCACCUUGGAUCAACCCCAAGAAUAUUAACCCGGAAGUUAUAAAUCCAAAUCCAAAGAAAGAAACUCUCAGUGUCUUCCUGCUGAGCUGUGAAAACCUCGACUGCGCAUCAUUUAGCUGCUCCAUCCCCGAGGCUACGAUCAGUCAGGUCAACGUUACAUUCAGAGUGUGGAAACCCACGUUCAUCAAGGGCGAGUUCUCCAGUCUGUACAUGUUGGUGAACGCCACGCUGGGGAUCAAAAACACAAACCUGUUUCAACUGAGCAGUGACAGGACCAGAAGUGUGAAGAUCCAGGUUUCGAAGGAGACUUUAGGAGGAAUCCCUAUUUGGAUCAUCAUCAUCAGCAUCCUAAUAGGACUGCUGAUCUUAGCACUCGUCAUCUUCGCUCUCUGGAAGAUGGGCUUCUUCAAGAGAAAAUCCAGGGACUACUCAAAGGAGGAAAUGAUGGACUGAGAUAUCCAGACAUCCAGCAGCAAGCAGCUCCGUGACCAACCGCUUCCAGAACCGUCAGGUCGCACAAAGUGACAGGCAGACUUUUAAACAGACAGUCGGACAGACGGAGGAGAUGCCACAAGACCCACAGGCACCUCGGUGCUACGACUGCUUACCAUUCACUGUUUCCUGUGCAGGCCUGGCUCCAAUAAUGUUUGCAAAUACUUCCCAGCCCUUGUCCUUUGAUGCCUUGAGCACGAGGUUCCAAAACCGGGGCUUUUCAGACGGUCUCAUCCACAGAGAGUGCUGAGACAGACACUCUCUUAUAAUUGUAUAAAGUCAAUGCCACUCACUGUAUUUGUAGUAUUUGCAAACACUAUUUGCUCAAGAUCAGCUUUUUAUGUGGUGGGUAUACAGUAUACUCAAGCAGUUCAA